UUGGAUGCGUUUUACAAAUCAAUAACGAAAGAAGAAAUACACUUACACAGCAACUUGAGUGUAGAAGUACACAAAUCCCUUCCAACUUUGUUCAGCUGAAUUAUGCUACAGUUUCUGGCUGGGUUUACCUUGGGGAACGUUGUUGGGAUGUACCUUGCUCAAAACUAUGAGGUACCCAACAUUGCGAAGAAGAUAGAAGCUUUUAAGAAGGACGUGGAGGCAAAGAAGAAACCACCAGAGGAGUGAAUAUGCAUCAUCAACAUGGAAAGAUAUUAAUGCAUAUUGAAUCUAUGGGAACAAUAAGACGGACACGCAGAGGAUGUAUUUUUAAGUCUCAUUACGUCAUUUAAUCUUUGCUAUUAUAUUCAACUGUGCAAACGGAUUCCCCGAGCAGUAUUUUUAGUGCCUGGACUGGGCCACUAUCCUUUUUUUUCUUCAAGUAUGGAUUCUUAAAAUACUUUAAAUUAUAUUGUGAGGGUGCUAUUAAUAAGUGGCUAUGCAAAGAAAACAUGGGAUCAUCUGAACUCCAGAAACCCUGGCCUUAUUUCUGCACUCCGCUAAGCAAGACAGGGCAAAAGUUGUGCUGACUACUAGUAUUUAUGCCUAAAUAUGACUAAUGCGUGUCAGUUACUGUUUAAACAAUAGUUACUAGGUAGUAGUUUUAUGGGAUUCAGAAUAAGUAGUAUUGGAAAUCUUUUGUUUGGAUAAUUCUUGGUUGUUUGCUGUUCUAUUACAUUGUAGGUCUUAAUUAGAUCUGCAUCUGAUCAGCCUGCAUGAAUAAAGUUGCUCAGUUUGGUUUAUCAA
Molecule: messenger RNA, 804 nt
Organism: Esox lucius (northern pike)
Lineage: Eukaryota; Metazoa; Chordata; Actinopteri; Esociformes; Esocidae
Gene: stmp1
Product: short transmembrane mitochondrial protein 1
Exons: 3
Coding region: 103-246 (47 amino acids)
Source: RefSeq, a predicted model, not a curated record